Cuculus canorus (common cuckoo) is the source of this 7592-nucleotide messenger RNA. RefSeq names its product ethylmalonyl-CoA decarboxylase 1 (gene ECHDC1). Lineage: Eukaryota; Metazoa; Chordata; Aves; Cuculiformes; Cuculidae. The transcript is spliced from 6 exons. The record is from RefSeq and is a predicted model, not a curated record. Gene Ontology annotation, molecular function: enoyl-CoA hydratase activity. Gene Ontology annotation, biological process: fatty acid beta-oxidation. Bases 2782 to 3684 code for a protein of 300 amino acids. Gene Ontology annotation, cellular component: cytosol.
GCUAUCUUUGAGUGGGAAUUUUUCCAGCUUGUGUGCUUGCUGAUUAUUUCUGUAUAGCUGCUUUGUAGUGCAGCCUUUCUUGUUUGUGCGUGCAGCCCAAAUGCACGUUUGGGCUCCUAACAGCCAGUUCUCUGGUUUGUCUUAGUUACUCUGCCCAGAUGGGAGAUUGCUACAUAUAUCCCUUACCCAUUUUUCUGGCAUAUCUUUAUGUGCUGUAGCAAUUGCAGCUGGCAAUACUGCCUGAAGCUUGAUGCAAUGUGUUUUAAGAGAGAAAAUGGAGUUGCAACAGAGUAGUUGUGCAUGGCAAAGGCAAAUAUGCCUGUUCAGGAGUUGAGGUUUAUGAGUUUCCUAAAGAAUCUGAGCAAUUAGAGAAGGAAUAUUGAUUAUUGCUGGUGUUUUCCCUGUUUUUUUUUAAUUUUUUAGGGUUUGGUGUUUUUUUUCAAUUAACAUUGUGAGCUGAAUUUUAAGCAGACAGUUGCCAGAGGCUUUCAGAAGUCCUCUGUUACAUGUAUUGUAUGUGAGUGUCUGCUUGUAGAUACAUAUAUUGCUCUUGCACAAUGUGUAUCAUUCCUUUGAUACUGAAGUGUUGACAUUCCAUAGGUGUUCAUAUUAACCCACAGUCUGCUAGCCCAUAGGCAAGGGUGUUAUGAAAUUACUUGAGUGCAAAUGGGAUUUAAACUGUUUUAUGUAAGAGGUACAAUAACUGGUUACGGAUAUAUCUGUGGAAUGAGCAGCUUUUGAUAUCCCUACUAUUGGCUUAUCUCUUAGUUGUCACCAGUGAUAUGUAAAGAUGUAGCACUUCUUAAAGCAUUUGAAAGACGCUAAUUACCCACACGGUUUGUUAUUCCUUUUUUUCACUAUAAAAACUGUACAUAAACUGUGUGUGCUACAGAUGUGAAUGGGUAUAGCAUAUCUGACUUCUUAAAAUUAGACUAAGACUUAAUUUCUGUGUUUCUAAAUAGACGUAAUUGUAUUAAACUGAAAGUCUGAAUGUUGUAGUGACCUCUUGACCUGCCCAGCAGCAUUUUGCAGGUUGCUGCAACAUCUCUGCCCUGCACUGCUUUCACUUGCAGUAGAAAAAAAUCAGUCUCAGUCUUGUGUGGAUUGUGAGUGCUCCACACUGAUUAAAAUUUUGGAUUAUGUUUUUCAGAGAUCAGCAGAAAUCCCUUUAGUUUGAGAGUGCUGUAGUUUAAAUAUCGUACUUUUCCAGAGUGGUUAGCUUUCUCAGGCUGAGCUGUUAAAAUAAUCUCAUUUGUACUAAAAAAGUACUGGGUACUGACUGGUACUGUAAGAGGUGGUUUUAAAGAAAAUAAUUCCAUGAUAAUACUUUGCAUGAGUCAUUAAUCAUGAGUCAUGAUCAGCAGGCAGUGGUGUCCAAUUUGUUUUCUAAUCCUGCACUUGUGGAUGCUCUUUAUUACCAUAGUGAUAAUAUUAAAGAGCUGUUAAUGCAUAUAACCACGCAGCUGAAAAUGACAGAAUCUUUUCCUGGUGGAAUAAAAUUUCCAUAUCUUAAGUAUGUUUUGCUCUGUACACUUUUUGAUAUGAGAAAUUUAGGUAGUAUAAAGGUGAUCAAACAAUUAUAAUUUGGCAGGGAGUUAGGUUAACAGAAUACUAGAUAUAAAAAAGAAAUGUUUUACUGUGAGGGUGGUGAGGCACUGGCACAAGUUGCCCAGAGAAGUCAUGGGAGCUCUAUCCCUGGACGUGUUCAAGGACAGGCUGGAUGAGGCUUUGGGCAACCUGAUGUAGUGGGAGGGUCCCUGCCCGUAGCAGGGGGAUUGGAACUGGAUGAUCUUUGAGGUCCCUUCCAACCCAAGCCAAUCAAUGCUUCUAUGAUAAUAGACUUUUUUUAUUUUCCUCCUUUGCUUGCAAGUCAAUCAUUAUGGCUUCCUAGAAAAUUAAGUCUAGUCUGUCGAUUUGGGAAGUUUUAUAUUCGUUAAAAACUGGGUUCUAAUUGUUUAAGCUACAGUUUGCAACAAGAACCUGCAUUAUCCAUGUUUUAGUGUUUGUUCCCUCCUGGGCAAAAACUAGUAGCUGGGUGGAAAGUUUUAUUGCAUGAAAGUAUGUUGGGGAAUGACUACUGAAGUUUUAGGGAAAAUGGAAGGCUGUUUCUCUUCUGAGAGCCUGAACAUAAAAAUAGUCACUUAGCUGAGAAAUGAGCUUUGGAAACCUGUUUCUGCUCUUAAAUAAAAUUUUACCAAGUGAAGCCAUUUCAAAAGCUCUGAAAUGCAAUGGCUGAAAUGUUGCAGACAAUAUUAGAAUGUGCAUAGAUGGAAAGUGUUGACGUUCAGCAGCAGUUGGAUGAUGUUAUAUAUGAAGUAAUAAAUCAUGUCUUCAAUCAGAUUUUAACUUGAUUAAAUUUUAAUUAGUUUUAUUAGUUUACACUUGAAUGUAGAAAAGUUGUUUGUAACAGAUUAAAACUUUGGAUUUAGUAAGGAACUUGGAAGACCCUUUGAAGUGUCUCACCAGAUGUUAAAAAAAAAUGACCCCUUUGUCUGCUCCAGUGGACAUGACCUUGUAAUGCAUAGAUUCACAUGGGUCUUACUAGUUACAAGUGUUGAACUUGUGAACUAGUGCUGUAUUGGCGCAUGUAAUGCGGCAGGACAGGUAUAAAUCUACUGGCAUAGGCAGUUCUCUUUGAAAAUGCCUGGCACCUUGUCUACUCCUUCGUGUGCCAUAACAUGGUUGCUGUGCAAACUCUGCCUCUGUUUCACUGAGGAUUAUACCUGUCCCAACAGAAGCAUUUUCUGCUUCAGUGUGGGGUGGUGCAGCUAGAGGCAAGAAAUGGCAGCUUCUCUGUGGAAUAACUUAAUUCAGACUACAAAGGAGAGAAUACUACAACAGCAAAGGGCACCACUAUAUAACAGUGCCCAUGGUUAUGAGGAAGAAGUGGUAAAGAAGAAACUUCAGCAGUUUGCUGGUGGAUCCAUCAGCCUCUCCAAAGAAGACAAUGGCAUCGGGCUACUUACUUUGAACAACCCGAAGCUACUGAAUGCCUUUACAGGCACUAUGAUGCUAGAGCUCCAGGAGAGAGUAACUGAACUGGAAAACUGGAAGGAUGGCAAAGGCCUUAUCAUCUAUGGUGCAGGAAACACCUUUUGCUCGGGAUCAGAUUUGAAUACUGUCAAAGCAAUAUCCAACUCCCAGGAUGGGAUGAAUAUGUGCAUGUUUAUGCAAAGCACCUUAACCAGACUUAUGAGAUUGCCUUUGAUCAGUGUUGCACUAGUCCAAGGAAAAGCUUUUGGAGGAGGAGCAGAACUUACCACAGCAUGUGACUUCAGGUUGAUGACACCGGGGAGUGAAAUUCGAUUUGUCCACAAGCACAUGGGUCUGGUGCCAGGCUGGGGAGGAGCUGCCCGGCUGGUCUGGAUUGUCGGCAGUGAGGCUGCCCUUCGGCUGCUGAGUGAGGCUACAAAAGUGGACCCUGACAGAGCUUUGCACCUUGGGCUCUCAGAGAAGACAUUGUCUUCUUCAGAUGAAACCAGAGCAUUAGAAGAAGCCCAAGCCUGGCUGAGUCAGUACACCGAGGGUCCAGCCAUCGUGAUUCAGGCUAUGAAGAAGGUGGUGACAGCAGGAAGAGAGCUGCCACUGGAAGCUGCUCUAAGGACAGAGAAGGACGUUUUUGGAACUGUAUGGGGUGGACCUGCCAAUUUGCAGGCAUUGGCUAGAAGACCAAAACAUAAAUGAUGGUCAAUGCAUAAGAAAUGUUCUUGACCUUUUUGCAAACAAAACUUUCACUAAAGCAGGCAUUAAACUGAAUAAUUUAAGGGGUUGUUCGUUUAAACUGGCAUUAACAUUCCUGUCAUUCACGUCAGGCAGACAUAUUUGGUGUGCAACUACAAAGAAAUGCCCAGCAGAUUCUUUACUGUCCUAAUCACCCACUGAAUAAGAUUAGUGAAAUUAGUAUGUAAAGGUAAAUACUGUGCUGAGAAUAGAACUAUUAUAAUUCUUUUGGAAUGAGGCUGAAGAUUAUUGUCUUUGGGGUUAAUUUUGGUUUUCUAACUGGUAUAGAAAUGAAUUGCUUGAAAGAUAUGAGCUUCAUUUAUUUGAAGAACAGGUGCAUCUCAAGCUGCACAAUAUGAAUUCCCUAACACAAUACCAGUGCCUUUAAGCAGCUUUGAGGGGAUGAUAACUGGUAAGAUGACAGUUUUUAGUUUUUCAUCUUCAGUUGGUUUUUUGUAUGAUUGCUGAGAAAGUAUCCAGGAAUAAUUCAAUUUUAAUGGUGAAUUUUACAGAAGAUCUAACUUACUGAGGAGUUUAUGGCCCUCAUUCACUGACACCAAUUCAGGUCUUUAAAUGCAUUUAUAUGUCUUCUCACUGCUCAAGGAAGCAACUGUAUCUACAUAUGUAUCUCCACAUUCCCAUAGCCUGUACCUGCGCUGCUGAGCAGGCGCAGAACUGCUGACCUGAUUCUUUACAUAGAAUGUAGUUGAAAUCAUGGAAGGCCAUGAUGUAUCAUGUCCCCAAAUGGGAUGUCCUCGACUGACUGGGUAGUCUGAGUACUUCAGCAUUCUGGAAAGACGUGGAUCUGUCCACUUCCUCAGAUUUUUACUGGCAGAAGAUUUGAAAUUUGGUCUCUACUUCAUGCCAGUGACUGUGGAAGUAAUUAGAUAACUUAGUGGGGAUGCCCUUUAGAAAUCAGAAGCUGACAUGCAGUCCCUGCUUUGACAGAUGCUUCUCAAAAUGAAACAUCUGUGAGCAAAAACACGCAUAUCCAUGAUUGAGUUUCCUCUUGGUUAGGAUGCCCUUGUCUCCUAAGUCCAGCAGAGGCCGAGAUACGAGCCCAGGACCCAAGUGCUCCAGGGGAGGAGAGCAUGUUAUGGAGGAUACGUGCCAUUGACAUGCGUUCUCUCUCUGACUGGGCAUAUCUAACCCUAGAUACAUUUAAUGAGCUCCUUUAGGAGGAGGAGGCAAUUCCUCGACAGAAAUCCGUGUUACAAUUUCUACAGUGUGGCAGAAUUCCUGCGUUUUAGACAGCGAGGUAGCUGCACGUGUGUUUGAGGAUCUUGGGACAGAUAAAUGAUGGGAAUUGGGCCUGGAUUGCAUGUUAAGAUUCUGCAGCUUUCAAGCAGCUGCUGUGCUCUGCUAGGGAUCUUUUACUAUAUGGCUUUCACAGCAGGAAAUGUAUAUGGCCUGAAGCAACCAAAAGAAAUGCUGAAGAAACGGAUAUGUUUUGCGCUGGCACCUCAGGGAGGAUAAGGAACUUAGUCUGCCCUGUUGCUCCUGCCUGUUUGCCUUCAAACCUAAAGCUGCUCCUGGAGGAAGAUUUCAAAUCUCUCUUCCCCAGAAAUAAAGUUCAAUUUUUACUUCUGGGUUAGAGAGGAGACAGGAAUGGGAACAUGGGAAAGACACUAGUGAUCUGGUUUGUCUCGUGUGUGUCCCAUUUUUUAUCCAAUAGGUCAGUUGUUAGUCCCCAUGACUUCUGAAUUACAGAUGUUUUAAUAUAGUCAGGCAGUACUUGACUGUUUAGCAGUGAAGCUGUUCUGCUUUUCAUGAAGUUCCUCAAGACUCGUGAGGGAUUUCAGACUCCCAGCAUCACUGAGCCUCCAUUACAGGUUCCAGUCUGUACUCAUUCAACUUUUUGAAGCAACAGCACAUCACGUUGUCGUGAGUCAAAACAGUGUUCUUUAAAGGGCAACUGGUUGUCUUUACUAGUAACAAGAAUAAAUUUGCCAUUACUAAUACUGUGAUUGUUUCUAAAACGAGUGUGAAAAUUGUUUAGAAUCUGAGUGAGACCCUUGAAUAAUUUUUUUAUUUUUCAGGUGCCAGGCUGUAAGGCUCGUUAGUGUAUCCUGCGCAGGGGAUGACAGAAAUGUGAAAGGGAGGAAAUUAUUACAAAAAAGCAUUAUCUGUUUUACUUGCCAUUUUGAACUAGGCCUGCACUGCCAGUAAGUGAAACUCAGUAUGUACACCUAUUGGGGACCUCUUUCCAUUUUGAUUUGUAGACAGCGAGGUUGCUUCUUAUUUCACAAAAUGCAUUUCCCCAGCCAUCCUCUCUAAUUUGUAUCAAAUGCCAACAUUUUCUUCUAAGAACAGCAUAAAUAAUGAACUAGUACUGAGCGAGACACUUUCAGAAAAGGUUACAGAAACUCAUUUUGUCCUCUGGUCUGUUGGAAUCACAAAUUUCCCAAACAUAGCUACAGGAGAUUCUGAAGAUAAUUACAAGUGUUGGUUUUGAUCAAGGGUUCUGUGAGCAACCUACUAUCAUAUUCUCUGGUUUCUUUUCUGUUGUAAAAGCAAGUACAGCUCUUUGUAUGAAAACCAGCCUAACUGAAUUACCAUGAGUGCUAGGAGAGCUCCAGACUGAGCAAGGUGAAAUGUAAUCCCAUUUUACCUAUUUUAAACCUGAAUGUGUUAUUUCAUAGAAUACUUUAUCAUCUUAAAGUGACACUUUUUUCAUAACCAGCAGCUGCUAAGUGUUUGUAUUUUCUUUAUUAAAGACCAAAAGCUUCCUCUGGUUUUGUUCCCCUUGAGAACCACCCUAAAAACAAGCACUAAAUGCACAAAAUAAAUAAGAAAUUUCAAAAUUGAUACUCCCAGUCUCCUAAUUAAAUGGCAUGUGAACAUUUUUAUUUCCUAGGGGCUAGUUUGCCAGCUCCCUUCUCAACAAAUUAGGUUUCCUAUUACAUUGUCAAAUGUCUGUCUUGUUCUCUUGCCUCUGUGUACCGGCACAGCCUAAGUGCUUAUGGGGGGUGUGGAUUCUGUGCCAGACACUUAGAAAGGUUGGAUACUGGAGAUCACAUUUAGCAAUACAGGUACUGUAUCAUAUUUGCUGAUGACAGAAAUACAUUUAGUAAAUAAAUGGGCUAUCUAGGUAAGGGUAGGUGUUCUUGCCGAAUGCUUGGUUCACUGUUAUUUUUACUGUUACAUAGGAUUCCUGUAUCUGUGGUUAUCUGUUUCUUCUGGGAAUGAAGAGAUGCGGUAGAUUUUAUGGUAUUUUAAUUUCCUUUUCCUUCCCAUUCUGCUCCACUGUGCAUUUCUCUAGCUAUGCUGUACAAAUUGAAAAUCAGUUAAUGUAUGGAGUUACAAAAAAACCCACAUAAUGCAGCGUGGCUGUGGGUUAGCUAAAAUUGAGAGAGAACACAUCUCCUGUGGAAGGCAAUGGUUUAAACGUAAGAAGGCACUUGCCAGUUACUUUUUUCCAGCUUGAUCUGGGGGAAUGCAUUUGCCUCUCUGAUGACCAAUUAUGAAGCUCUCUCACCAGUGUUACUUUAACUAAUUUUGGUACCUCACAGUUGCAGGCAGCCAGCAGGGACCGAAAGCAGCAUCAUGGGUGUGCAGCUGAACAGAGGCCUGCCCCUCUACUUUGGUCAAGAACCCCUACAGAUAAUCACUGAUAAAAUUAUUUGUAGACUGUUUGGACCGAAAAUCCUGAAAUUAAGUAUAUAAUGAGUAAAGUUCUUUUGUUUUGGCUUUUGCUUUCUUCAACAGUACAUACUUGUCAUGAAGUAAAGUGCAUGCACGCAGCACACGUGUUCUUACUGAAGGCUUUUGCAGCACAAAGUCAGAUAUUUUAAGUAGAGGCACUGUGUGCUAACUCGAAACAGAGAAACAAGACAGCUGGCAACUAACAGGCAGAAGAAAAAAUAUCCUCU